CAACUAAUUGACGUCAUAUUGACGUCAUUUACAUAUAAUAUUAAUGAAGGUUUAACACCUUUGUUAUCCUCCAAGCAUCAACAUAAUUAAUACUCUAAGCGAUUUUAUCAAAUACAAGCGCAGAAAUAAACCUUCAUUGAUGGUUGCAAUGAUUUUUUAAAGAAAAGAAAAUAUCUCAAUAAUGAAACAUGGAAAGAAAAAUCUAAACUUUCUUUUACUUUACUUGAAGUAAAGAAAUGGCGAUCUUAAAUUAAGAAAAUACAAUAUCAAUAUAGUUUACUCUUAUCGAUAUGAGCAAUUCGUAGUACUGAAUCCUUUUUCAAUAAACCGAAUACUUUCUAAUACCCAUACUCAGAGAAACGUCUAUUAUGAACUACAUUGAAAAUUUUAAAUUUUUGAUGUUUCUACAUCGGCACUAAGCAUACUUAUAAAAAGUAUGUUUGGUGCCUUAUCUGUAAAAUAAUGCUAAAAUGAAGGAAUUUUUGACGGUAUGCCAAAGAGAAAAUGAUGUUUAUAUUGCUAUAAAUAUGCAAGGCGUCAUUUUUAAAGCAUUAUUGAUAUUGUGUUUUUAUUGAUACUAUCAUUUGAUGUUUCUCAACCGGAAAAUGUAUAGAAAGGUAGCUAACUGUAUAAACUAGAAAUAAAGCUAAAGCAAAGUAACUUUGCGAGGUAUACCCAAAACGAUUUUGGGUUUUGAAAGCGGUUCAUCGCGAAUACGCGACAUAACAAAAAAAAAUUGCCUCUUGAAAUACUUGAAAUUAGAACACUUGAUAUUAUUUAUAUAUUGCUUUCUAGAGCACUUCGAAAACGUUAUUCCAGUGUACUUGGCCACGUUGUGGGAAAAUGUUGACAAAUUCUCAUGCUAUUGUACGACACAUUCGAGCAUGGCACUUGGGGUAAGAUUUCCAGAUGUAAACGCAACCACCAGGGGGCAGUAAUACCUAUAAGUACCAGUGAUUCCAUUUUCAAAAACCAUAAUUUCCUUCCAGCCGUUCAAAAUUUCCUUAGUUUUGAAAAAAAUUUACACCUAAUUUAAAACUGAUUUUAUAGUAAUUUAUCUCGAAUAACGGGGUAUUUCUUGCCCUAGAAGGAACAUAGACGUUGCAGGGGUUGACUUAUCAAAGGGGAGAGACAAAGAGUUUACCUAGAUUAACACGAAGGAGAAUAACCAGGGGGAUCUGGGUUUGCGUUUCAGUGACUGAUUGACCAAUUGGGAACAAGCAUGCCAGUAAACUGGAAGUUGAGCAAUUGUUCAACAAAUGAAUUGAUCGAUGUUAGGUUAUGAAUUGUUGCAAUAUUUUAUCAACACUUCUAUUGCAACGACAGUAAAUGUAUAGAAAUAGAAUCUUAUGUUCCUUUUGUGUUUUAUCAGGCCUAAAACAGACAAAGGCGAGGAUUACAGCGAUGGCGAAGAGGAAUUUUAUUUCAUCGAAAUAGAACGAAACGCAGACGACGUGAUUGACCAUUCCUCAGAAGAAGCCAUCUCACCCCCUCUGACUCGCACAACUUCCAGACGCUGCCGAUCUUUUAGCGACCCUUCAGUACCUACUCAACCCCCCGUCUCGUCAAGCGCGCAACUCCACUUAGAUGAUAACUUCAUAUGGCCUUUACGGCAGGCAGGGGGGAGGGGCAAGGCGAAGAGACCGCUACACCAGACAGUUCACACGAAUACAAGAAAAGCCCGAGGCGAUGGCAAGAAAUGUCGAAAAGUCUUUGGCAUGGAAAACAAGCAACUGUGGUGUACACAAUGCCGCUGGAAAAAGGCUUGUGCUAAAUUUAUAGACUAGCUCUGACCUUGACCUAGUCUCUGACCCGGCUUUGAUAUGCAGCUAGUGGACUGGUUACAAGUUCCCCGGUGCACGGUGGGAUAGUUCGUCGACACAUCUGACACGUCACGACCAAUUUGCAACUUUUUCUCGUGGAGGAAAACAUGCAAAAAUAUAGACAGUAUGUGGCAUAUAACUUUGAACAGAUUUAUCGUAUAUGGAAGGCACUUCAUAGUUGACAGUAAUUGAUAUAGUUGGAGUUUGAUAAUGGGGUAGGAUGCCAGAGCAAGGGGGAGGAGGGGAGUCUUAUCUGGUGGGGGGCAAUAGGCGAGAGGGGCCCUUUUGUAUUUUGGUUUAAGAGAAAUUGGUUGAUUAUAUCCUGUUGUUUUGCGCACAGUAUGUGGGUUUCAAGUAAUCGCACGAGACUUUGACGCAAAGGCAGGCGCGCUUCCUCUGUUAAAAUGCCCUCAGUGUGCACUGAACUGGUAGGUUUCCAUUUUUGUGCAUAAGCCAUUUUUAACAUGGUUCGACGCAAAAACAGCCUUUUGAAUGAAAAUGUCUUGGAUGGAAAAUACCCGAGCCCCCCGCCCCCUCCCCAUUUUGACAUUUCACGAUCGGAAAUUGCUACCAAGCUAAGGUAAACUUGGCUUAACUGAGCAUGCGUAGAUUUCCCCUUUUUUAGCAGUUGUUCUGAAUAUUAAUGAGGUGAGUUGCUAAAUUAUGUUAAGGCCCACUUCUAUUAACUGUGGGCCUAUAAACAAUAUUACGAGACUGAAGCAUGUUUAAAAACACUUUAAACUUAUAAUUUUGAGCCUCAAUUUGUCAUAAAUACGUCAAAGUAUACCAAAACAAAAAGCGCGCGAAAAUUGCUGACUGAACCCCGCUGAUCCAAAAAGUAGACCAGGAUAGUGCUUCCGGUAUCCAUGAAUGAGCCAAUGGCAGCCGUGUUUGUGUGACCACCACGAAUCUACAGCUGUGGUGUUGGUGACAUGUUAGAAGAUACGUAAUAUUUCAAAUCCAACCGCAGGGAGCCCAUCCCGGGUCUUAUUGAAGUUAUGUAUUAGAAUUACGUACGAAAUAUAUAGCUCAGUGUUGAAGCCUGCAAUUUGCCGGCU
This is a messenger RNA of Paramuricea clavata, 2881 nucleotides long. The record is from the annotation of a GenBank genome assembly. NCBI's taxonomy places the organism in Eukaryota, Metazoa, Cnidaria, Anthozoa, Malacalcyonacea, Plexauridae.